Sinocyclocheilus grahami is the source of this 632-nucleotide messenger RNA. RefSeq lists its product as uncharacterized. The record is from RefSeq and is a predicted model, not a curated record. The coding region runs from base 24 to 632 and encodes 202 amino acids. The transcript has 4 exons. NCBI's taxonomy places the organism in Eukaryota, Metazoa, Chordata, Actinopteri, Cypriniformes, Cyprinidae.
UUUCGGUCUACUGAACAGUGACCAUGAUUAUUGUUGUCUUUAUUGUAUUUUCACUGCUUACGGAGAGUGCUGGUGCAUAUACAAUAGAAUCUCUCUUACCAGAAAAGCAUGUUUUAGUUGGACAAAGUGCUGUUAUCUCUUGCAAAUACAGUGGCAAUGGGCCCAGCUUUCAGUGGUAUCGCCAAUAUCCACGAUCCAGACCAGAGUACCUUAUUUUUAAUGCAGAGACUGCCGUUUCAUCCGAACCCACUUUACGACUCAAAGCGAUGGCUAAAAAAGAAAUCACAGAAGUGGAACUGGAGAUCUCCUCUACUGAAGUCAAAGACUCUGCUGUGUAUUACUGUGCCCUGGUGCCCACAGUGACAGGAAACCCUCCUGCUCUCGGUUUUGUAUACAGUCUUCAAUGGUAUCGGCAAUAUGUGGGAUCUAGAACGGAGUUCCUGAUACUUGUAAAUGAAAAUUCAGAGGCAUCUGAGCCUUCUCUUCGUCUGUCAGCAAAAGACUCAAAAGAGAAGAAACAAGUGAAUCUUACAAUCUCGUCUGCUGAAGUGACAGAUUCUGCUCUGUACUACUGUGCUCUGAGGCCCACAGUGACAGAAAGCCCAGAAGCACUGGUGGAGCUCCAGGCUUAA